UCCCGUCGGAGAUACAGCUGCAAAACUGCUAGAGCGGAUUGAAGGGGAUAGCGAAGCGGCGGUGGCGGCCAUCUUACAGACCGACCGUAUGCGCCUGGAUUGUUUUGAACCGUGCGACCCAGGAACGCAUCAGCAGCGAUCAGAAUUAACAACGACGUCCCUGUUUUUGUUGUGAUUUUCUUUUGAAAGGCGACAUGCAUCGUGGAAGAUAUAAACCUCCCGCAUCUAUAUUAGGGCUGGUCCUCGGACUAUUAUGCGUGGUACAAGCAGCUAAAGUCAAUAAGCAUAAACCUUGGAUUGAGACGACGUAUCACGGCAUCGUAACAGAAAACGAUGACAAAGUGCUCCUGGACCCUCCAUUGAUAGCACUGGAUAAAGAUGCGCCUCUCCGCUAUGCAGAGAGUUUUGAGGUGACCUUAACCAAAGAAGGUGAGAUUUGCGGCUUCAGGAUUCACGGGCAGAACGUUCCGUUCGAGGCCGUGGUACUGGACAAGUCCACCGGCGAGGGGGUCAUCCGGGCCAAGGACAAACUGGACUGCGAGCUGCAGAAGGAGCACACCUUCACCAUCCAGGCCUACGACUGCGGGGAGGGGCCCGACGAAGCCAACAUGAAGAAGUCCCACAAGGCCACCGUGCACAUCCAGGUGAACGACAUAAACGAGUACUCGCCAGUGUUCAAGGAGAAGUCAUACAAGGCCACGGUGAUGGAGGGCAAGAGCUACGACAGCAUCCUGAAGGUGGAGGCGGUGGACGCCGACUGCUCCUUCCAGUUCAGCCAGAUCUGCAGCUACGAGAUCGUCACUCCCGAUGUGCCCUUCACCAUCGACAAGGACGGCUACAUCAAGAACACAGAGAAGCUGAACUAUAGCAAAGAGCGCAUGUACAAGCUGACAGUGACGGCCUACGACUGCGGGAAGAACCGGGCCUCCGAGGACGUCCUCGUCAAGAUCAGCAUCAAGCCCACCUGCAAACCAGGCUGGCAAGGAUGGAGUAAGAGAAUGGAGUACGAGCCUGGCACAGGAAGCCUGGCCCUCUUUCCCAGCAUGCACCUGGAGACCUGCGACGAGCCUAUCACCUCCAUCCAGGCCAACAUCGAGCUAGAGACCAACCAUAUUGGAAAGGGCUGUGACAGAGACACAUAUUCUGAGAAAUCCCUGCACAUGCUGUGUGGUGCGAGCUCGGGCACGGUGGAGCUGCUGCCCGCCCCCAGCAGCACGGCGAACUGGACGUUGGGCCUGCCCACGGACAACGGCCACGACAGCGACCAGGUGUACGAGUUCAACGGCACCCAGGCCAUCAAGGUCCCCGAGGGCGUGGUCAGCACCAGCCUGAAGGAGCCCUUCACCGUCUCGGUGUGGAUGCGGCACGGCCCCGGGGCCCGGGAGAAGGAGACCAUACUCUGCAACUCCGACAGGACAGAGAUGAACCGACAUCACUACUCCCUCUACGUGCACAACUGCCGCCUCGUCUUCCUGCUGCGCCAGGACCCCUCUGAAUCUGAGAACUACAAGCCGGCCGAGUUCCACUGGAAACUGGACCAGGUGUGUGACAAAGAGUGGCAUCACUACGUGCUGAACGUCGAGUUCCCCUCUGUGGCGCUGUUUGUGGACGGCGUCUCCUUCGACCCCUUCCUGGUCACAGAGGACUACCCGCUGCACGCCUCCAAAAUUGAGACACAGCUCACGAUCGGCGCUUGCUGGCAAGACAAUGCAGGACAUGACAGUGACAAUGAGACAGUCUCAGAGACUUUGACAGGGGGCGGCGCGUACAUGUCGCAGUAUUUCCGCGGCAACCUGGCCGGCCUGAUGAUCCGCUCCGGGAAGCUGGAAAACAAGAAGGUGAUCGACUGCCUGUACACCUGCAAGGAGGGCCUGGACCUGCAGCUCCCGGAGGAAGUGGGCACAGCCAUUAAGGUGCAGUUUAACCCCAGCCAGUCCUCUCUGACCCUGGAGGGUGACGACAUCGAGAGCUUCGACAAGGUCAUGCAGCACGUCUCCUACCUCAACUCCAGACAGUUCCCCACGCCGGGCAUCCGCCGCCUCCACAUCACCACCACCGUCAAGUGCUUCAACGAGGAGUCGUGCAUCUCGGUGCCGGAGGCGGAGGGAUACGUGAUGGUGCUGCAGCCCGAGGAGCCCAAGAUCAGCCUGAGCGGCAUUGACCACUUCGCCCGAGGCGCCCCCGAGUUUGAGAGCCCCGAGGGUGUGACCCUCUUCCCCGAGCUUCGCAUUGUUAGCACCAUCACCCGCGAGGUGGAGGCCGAGGGCGAGAGCGAGGACGACCCCACAGCGCAAGAGUCGGUGGUGUCGGAGGAGGUCAUGCACAACCUGGACACGUGCGAGGUGACGGUGGUGGGGGAGGAGCUCGAUGGCCAGCGUGAGAGCCUGGAGGUGGACCUGGCCCAGAUCCAGCAGCGCGGCCUGGAGAUGAGCUCUUCCAACCUGGGCCUCAUCAUCACAGGUGUCAACACAAUGGCCACCUACGAAGAGGUUCUGCACCUGAUCCGCUACAGGAACUGGCACACAGAGGCCCUCUUUGACAGGAAGUUCAAGCUGGUGUGCUCCGAGCUCAACGGCCGCUACAUUAGCAACAACUUCAAGGUUGAGGUCAAUGUGAUCCACACAGCCAACCCCAUGGAGCACGCUAACAACGCCAUGGUGCAGCCUCAGUUUAUCAGCCCUGUGCACCACGCCUCCAUGGACCUGUCCGGACACAACCUGGCCAACGCUCACCAGGCCUCAGUGGUCCCCAGUGCUGCCACCAUCGUCAUCGUGGUGUGCGUCAGCUUCCUGGUGUUCAUGAUCAUCCUGGGUGUGUUCCGGAUCCGCGCCGCCCACCAGCGCUCCAUGAGGGACCAGGAGAACGGCAAGGAGAACGAGAUGGACUGGGACGACUCCGCCCUCACCAUCACCGUCAACCCCAUGGAGACGUAUGAGGACCAGCACAGCAGCGAGGAAGAGGAGGAGGAGGAGAGCGAGGACGGUGAGGAGGAGGACGACAUCACGAGCGCUGAAUCGGAGAGCAGCGAGGAUGAAGAGGGUGCCGAGGCCGAGGGUCGGCAGGCAGCCAGCAGGCAGCAGCAGCUGGAGUGGGACGACUCGACGCUCACCUACUGACACGCCCCCAACCCCCCGCACCCCCACCCACCCACUGCUAAGCGCUAAUAGCACACACACACACAC
Messenger RNA from Megalops cyprinoides (Indo-Pacific tarpon), 3182 nucleotides. Its product is annotated as calsyntenin-1-like. Gene Ontology annotation, cellular component: cell surface; postsynaptic membrane. NCBI's taxonomy places the organism in Eukaryota, Metazoa, Chordata, Actinopteri, Elopiformes, Megalopidae. Gene Ontology annotation, biological process: positive regulation of synaptic transmission; homophilic cell-cell adhesion; positive regulation of synapse assembly. Gene Ontology annotation, molecular function: X11-like protein binding; calcium ion binding; kinesin binding. The transcript is spliced from 19 exons. The record is from RefSeq and is a predicted model, not a curated record. The coding region runs from base 195 to 3116 and encodes 973 amino acids.